Molecule: messenger RNA, 1084 nt
Organism: Scheffersomyces coipomensis
Lineage: Eukaryota; Fungi; Ascomycota; Pichiomycetes; Serinales; Debaryomycetaceae
Gene: MSN4
Product: stress-responsive transcriptional activator
Exons: 1
Coding region: 224-913 (229 amino acids)
Biological process (GO): regulation of transcription by RNA polymerase II
Cellular component (GO): chromatin
Molecular function (GO): RNA polymerase II cis-regulatory region sequence-specific DNA binding; DNA-binding transcription factor activity, RNA polymerase II-specific
Source: RefSeq, a predicted model, not a curated record
CGAAGAUGAUGAAGAAGAUGAAGAAGAUGAAGAUAAAGAAGAUGGAGAUGAAGAUCUUGAAGAAGAAGUUCCUGCACCAGUUAACGUUGAUGAUGGUAAUGCUAUUAAAGGUAAAGGUAAAUCAAAAGCUAAACCAAAACAACCUAAACAAAAGGAUAUCAUCAAACCUCUUCUUGCUGCUAAGAAACCAGCCGUUAAUAGACGUCGUAAUUCAAUUCAAUUAAUGUCUUCAACUACAUCAUUAUCAUCGACUGCCAAUGGAUCAUCUUCACCCGGAUUAGGCUUGAAUUUGAAUGGAGCCAAUAAUGAUAUCAAUUCCAAUGGAAAUAAUGAAGCUGUUUCUGGAUUAGGUAUCCAUACUGGUACUACACCUCCAUUAACUGAUGAUGUUAAAGUUGAUUCUAAAAAGAAGAGAAGAAAAUCAUCUAAUGCCAAUGAAUUGAUUUCAAUUGGAAUCUUAGGUUCAACUACUUCAUUGACUAGUUUGAAUGCAAGUGCCAUAGAUGAUAUUCAUCCUAUUAAAUCAUCUUCAUCUCCAAAUAUUUCUCCUACUACUACUAUCGAAGAAAACCCAAGUUUAAAGAAUUUAUCACCAACCACUUCAAAUGGUGGUAAUAAUUCUGUUCAACCCAAUGCUCAAGGUUCUUUCCCAUGUCUGGAAUGUGAUAAACAAUUCAAACGGUCAGAACAUUUGAAACGUCAUAUAAGAUCGGUUCAUUCAAAUAUUAGACCGUUCCAUUGUAAAUUUUGUGAUAAGAAAUUCUCAAGAUCAGAUAAUUUGGCUCAACAUUUGAAAACCCAUUAUAGAAUUGAUAAUGAGGGUCAUACUAAUAUUGUUUAUGGAAAUAAUCCUUCAUCUUCCACCACUACCAAACCAUUACUGCUGCUGCUGCUGCUGACUAAGAAGAAGUAAAGAUAAUAAAUACUUAUUUGUUUAAAUCAUUUUUUAUCAUUGUUUUUUUUUAUUUUAUAUUAUUUUAUUUUUGUUUAAAGUACGCCGUUUUCGUACUUUUUAUAUACUUGUAUAGCUGGUCUAUUACUCUUCUUAUUCUGUUUUUUAUUUUUUUUUUCAUCUUCAUCGAUU